Molecule: messenger RNA, 2223 nt
Organism: Didymella exigua CBS 183.55
Lineage: Eukaryota; Fungi; Ascomycota; Dothideomycetes; Pleosporales; Didymellaceae
Product: catalase A
Exons: 3
Coding region: 1-2223 (740 amino acids)
Biological process (GO): hydrogen peroxide catabolic process; response to oxidative stress
Cellular component (GO): cytosol
Molecular function (GO): heme binding; catalase activity
Source: RefSeq, a predicted model, not a curated record
AUGGCAUCGCAAAUUCUCGGAAGCCUAUCAGAAAAAGCAAAGAGCAUGGCCGGCGGCGAGAACAAGAAGGUUGCUCAAUUGGCGGCUGACACCAAGGAUGUUCACAAUGGCGACCACAGGAUAACAAGCGACUACGGUGUCAAGCAGAACGACACCGACCACUGGCUGUCUGCAUCCACAGAGGACAAACAGGGCCCUCAGCUUCUGGAGGAUCCCUUUGGUCGUGAAAAGAUCCACCGCUUCGACCAUGAGCGUAUUCCGGAGCGAGUUGUUCACGCACGAGGCGCUGGCGCAUUCGGCAAGUUCAAGCUCUUCGAAUCUGCCUCAGAUGUCUCCAAGGCUGGCAUUCUGACCGAUACAUCCCGCGAGACACCGAUAUUUGUUCGAUUCUCCACCGUACUCGGUAGCCGUGGAUCAGCAGACACCGUCCGCGAUGUUCGUGGAUUUGCAAUCAAGUUCUAUACCGAGGAGGGCAACUGGGACAUCGUCGGUAACAACAUCCCCGUCUUCUUCAUUCAGGAUGCUAUGAAGUUUCCCGAUGUCAUUCACGCUGGCAAGCCUGAGCCUGAUAGCGAGAUGCCUCAGGCUCAGACUGCUCACAACAACUUCUGGGACUUCCAGUAUCUCCACCCCGAGUCCACCCACAUGCAGUUCUGGGCCAUGUCUGACCGCACAAUUCCCCGAUCAUACCGCAUGAUGCAGGGUUUCGGCGUCAACACCUUCACACUUGUCAACGACAAGGGCGAGAGGCACUUCGUCAAGUUCCACUGGACUCCUGAUCUCGGUGUGCACAGCUUGGUCUGGGACGAAGCUCUCAAGCUUGCUGGUCAGGACCCUGACUUUCAUCGUAAGGACCUCUGGCAGGCCAUCGAGGCUGGCUCGUAUCCUAAGUGGAAGUUCGGUAUCCAGACUCUCAAAGAGGGCGAGGAGGAUCAGUUCGACUUCGACAUCCUCGAUGCUACCAAGGUCUGGCCUGAGGAGCUAGUUCCCAUCAGGUACAUUGGCGAGUUCGAGCUCAACAAGAACCCCGAUGAGUACUUCACACAGACUGAGCAGAUUGCUUUCUGUACAUCGCACGUUGUCCCUGGUGUUGGUUUCAGCGACGACCCACUUCUGCAGGGCCGUAAUUUCUCCUACCACGACACCCAGCUCUCGCGUCUGGGAGUCAACUGGCAGGAGCUGCCUAUCAACAAGCCUGUUUGUCCGGUCAUGAAUUUCAACCGUGACGGAGCUAUGCGUCACACCAUCACCAAGGGUAAGGUCAACUACUGGCCGAACCGUUACGAGACUGUACCUCCUGCCGCGGAGGAGGAGGGUGCUUAUAUCGAUUACCCUGCCAAGGUUGCCGGCAUGAAGCAGCGUCUGCACAGCAGGAAGUUCAAGGAGCACAAGAACCAGGCUGAACUAUUCUACAACUCUAUGUCUCAAGUCGAGAAGGAGCACAUGAAGGCUGCUUUCUCCUUUGAGCUUGAUCACUGUGACGACCCCGUAGUCUACAAGCGCAUGGUUGAGCGCAUCGUUGAGAUCGAUCUCGAGCUUGCUCAGGGUGUAGCUGAGAUGGUUGGUGCCGAUAUUCCGCAGGAAGCUACUCGCCAGAAGCACAAUAAGAAAGCCAAGGGCCUAUCGCAGAUGGACUACCUCCCGGCUACGCCAACCAUCGCUACUCGCAUGGUAGCUAUUCUGAUCGCAGAUGGCUACGACAAGGUUGCAUACAACGGCAUCAAGGCUGCAUUGACUGCUCAGGGUGCCUUACCUUUCACCAUCAGCCCGAAGAGGAACAAGAUCUACGCUGAUGGCGAGGACAAGAGCGGUGACGGUGUCAUUGCCGACCACCAUCUCGAGGGUCAGCGUUCGACUAUGUACGAUAGUGUCUUCAUCCCUGGUGGUGAGAAGUCUGUCGUGACCCUCAGCAAGAGUGGUCGUGCGAUUCACUGGGUCCGGGAGGCCUUCGGUCACCUGAAAGCCAUCGGCGCCACUGGCGAGGCUGUUGCCUUCAUCAAGCAGUGCGUUGAGCUUCCUGGAAUGCAGUUCUCGACAAGUACCGAUGUCCAGAACAGCUACGGUGUUGUCACAGCUGCCAAGGUCUCACCUGACGGCUUCAAGGAGGCUGUUCAGAUGGCUAAGGAGGCUGCUGACUUUGUUGGUCAGUACACCUACGCUAUCUCUUGUCAUAAGAACUUCGAACGUGAGCUUGAUGGCUUGAGCGUUAUGGUUGCGUACUAG